Molecule: messenger RNA, 2213 nt
Organism: Cornus florida
Lineage: Eukaryota; Viridiplantae; Streptophyta; Magnoliopsida; Cornales; Cornaceae
Product: threonine--tRNA ligase, chloroplastic/mitochondrial 2
Exons: 8
Coding region: 75-2099 (674 amino acids)
Biological process (GO): threonyl-tRNA aminoacylation
Cellular component (GO): cytoplasm; mitochondrion; chloroplast stroma
Molecular function (GO): ATP binding; threonine-tRNA ligase activity
Source: RefSeq, a predicted model, not a curated record
CCUCCACCACAAACCCUCAGAAAACCGCAAACCUUAGCUCAAGUUUAGAGAAUAGAGAGGGAGUGGAAUUCACAAUGCUCGUCCUACACAGAAUGGCUUCGUCAUCUCACUUCCUCUUCACUUCCUCUCUUCGUGUCUCAAACCCUACCUCUUCUUUGCCUCUCCACUUUCCCCUCAAAAGCUUCGUCUCCAUCUCCAGACCAAACACACAGAGAGAAACCACUAUUUUCUCUCUCUACAAGAAGAGAAAUGUACUAUCAACAUCGGCUUCUGCUGUGGCCACCGAUUCGACCGAUGCAGCUAUCCUUACCGAAGACAAGACCUCCGAUGAGGUGUCCAAGGACAAAAUCGUUCUUCCCACUAACGAUUCGUCUGAGAGACUUCUGCGAAUACGCCACUCGUGUGCUCAUGUGAUGGCUAUGGCUGUUCAAAAGCUCUUUCCAGAUGCAAAAGUUACCAUUGGGCCGUGGAUAGACAAUGGGUUCUAUUAUGACUUUGACAUGGAGCCUUUGACUGACAAAGACCUGAAGAUAAUUAAGAAGGAGAUGGAUCGCAUUAUUGGCCGAAAUUUACCUCUAAUUAGAGAAGAAGUUACCAGAGAUGAAGCUCAAAGGCGAAUAAGGGCUAUCAAUGAACCUUACAAAAUGGAAAUAUUGGAAAGUAUCAAGGAAGAUCCUAUAACAAUCUAUCAUAUUGGUAAUGAAUGGUGGGAUCUUUGUGCUGGCCCUCAUGUUGAAUCCACUGGAAAUAUUAAUAGAAAAGCUGUUGAACUCGAAUCUGUUGCUGGUGCUUAUUGGAGAGGAGACACGAAUAAACCAAUGCUCCAAAGGAUAUAUGGUACAGCAUGGGAGAAUGCAGAACAAUUGAAAGCUUUCCUUCAUUUUAAGGAGGAGGCUAAACGCCGUGAUCACCGGCGCCUUGGCCAAGAUCUUGAUCUGUUUUCAAUACAGGAUGAAGCUGGCGGUGGAUUAGUGUUCUGGCAUCCAAAGGGUGCUAUUAUAAGGCACAUAAUAGAGUCAGCCUGGAAAAAAAUUCACAUGGAACAAGGAUAUGAUCUGCUGUACACUCCACAUGUUGCAAGGGCAGAUCUUUGGAAGAUCAGUGGUCAUCUAGACUUUUAUAGGGAAAAUAUGUAUGAUCAGAUGAAGAUUGAAGAAGAACUUUAUCAGCUUCGACCGAUGAAUUGCCCUUACCAUAUUCUGGUCUACAAAAGGAAGAUGCACUCUUAUCGGGAUUUCCCAAUUAGGGUUGCAGAGCUGGGGACAGUGUAUAGAUACGAGUUAUCUGGAAGCUUACAUGGCCUCUUCCGCGUACGAGGUUUUACGCAGGAUGAUGCUCACAUUUUUUGUUUAGAAGAUCAAAUCAAGGAUGAAAUCAAGGGUGUUCUAGAUCUCACGGAGGAAAUACUACUGCAGUUUGGUUUUAGCAAGUAUGAAGUGAACCUUUCAACAAGGCCAGAGAAAGCUGUGGGAGGUGAUGAUAUAUGGGAAAAAGCUACAUCUGCCCUUAAAGAUGCUUUGGAGGAUAAGGGGUGGUGCUAUCAAAUUGAUGAAGGCGGUGGUGCCUUUUAUGGUCCAAAGAUUGAUCUCAAGAUUGAGGAUGCUCUUGGAAGGAAGUGGCAAUGCUCAACAAUACAGGUUGAUUUUAAUUUACCACAACGUUUUGACAUUACAUACGUUGAUGCAAAUUCGGAGAGGCAGCGCCCUAUAAUGAUCCAUAGAGCAGUUCUUGGAUCUCUGGAGCGGUUCUUCGGUGUCCUUAUAGAGCACUACGCUGGAGAUUUUCCAUUAUGGCUUUCACCAAUCCAAGCUCGAGUUUUACCAGUCACAGACACACAGCUCGAAUACUGCAAAGAGGUUACCAGCAAGUUGAAAGCUAGUGGUAUCCGGGCCGAAGUUUGCAGUGGCGAACGUUUGCCAAAGCUCAUUAGAAAUGCUGAGAAGCAGAAAAUCCCAUUGAUGGCUGUUGUGGGGCCUAAAGAGGUUGAAACACAAACUGUUACAGUUAGAUCUAGGUUUGGUGGGGAGCUAGGGACCAUGUCAAUUGAUGAUAUUAUUAGCAGAAUGAAGCACGCUGUUGAAAACAGAACAUUAAUUUGAAAUGCUUGUAAUAGGUAGUUGUUGGCGUUCCUGUGAACCAAUUUCUUGUAUAACUUGAAGAUCAAAUAGGAAAAAAGACGGCAAUAAUAAGAGAUUAUUAUUAUUUUUUUUCUA